This is a messenger RNA of Erinaceus europaeus (western European hedgehog), 3565 nucleotides long. RefSeq names its product hephaestin (gene HEPH). Gene Ontology annotation, biological process: iron ion transport. Lineage: Eukaryota; Metazoa; Chordata; Mammalia; Eulipotyphla; Erinaceidae. Gene Ontology annotation, molecular function: copper ion binding; oxidoreductase activity. The transcript is spliced from 20 exons. Bases 22 to 3507 code for a protein of 1161 amino acids. The record is from RefSeq and is a predicted model, not a curated record. Gene Ontology annotation, cellular component: plasma membrane.
AUUUAAUUAUUUCCUAGAGUGAUGUUGGCCAUGGAACCAGGCCAUCUUCUCUGGACUCUGUUACUCUUGCAAGCCUUGUGUUCUCAGAAAUCUGAUGGAGCUACUCGGGUCUACUACUUGGGCAUCCAGGAAGUACAGUGGAACUAUGCUCCAAAUGAAAAGAAUGUCAUCACAAACCAGCCUCUGGACAAUGACAAAAUAGCUUUCAAUUUCCUAAAAUCUGGCAAGAAUCGAAUAGGGAGCAGCUAUAAGAAAACUGUCUACAAGGAAUAUAGAGAUGGCUCAUAUACAGAUGAAAUAAGCCAGCCAGCUUGGUUGGGCUUCCUUGGACCAGUGUUGUGGGCUGAGGUGGGUGAUGUUAUUAUUAUUCACCUGAAGAAUUUUGCCACUCGUCCCUACACCAUCCACCCACACGGUGUUUUCUAUGAGAAGAACUCAGAAGGUUCCCUAUACCCAGAUGGUUCUUCAGGUCAUUUGAAAGAUGAUGACUCUGUUCCUCCGGGAGGCAGUCAUAUCUACAACUGGACUAUCCCAGAAGGUCAUGCACCCACUAAUGCUGAUCCAGCAUGCCUCACUUGGAUCUACCAUUCUCACAUUGAUGCUCCACGUGACAUUGCAACUGGACUUAUUGGACCCCUUGUCACUUGUAAAAGAGGAAGCCUGAAUCAGAAAUCCCCACCUCAACGACAGGAUGUGGAUAAUGAUUUCUUCUUGCUCUUCAGUGUGGUAGAUGAGAAUCUUAGCUGGCACAUAGAUGAAAACAUUGUCACUCACUGCUCAGACCCUGCUUCAGUGGACAAAGAUGAUGAGGAAUUUCAGGAGAGCAAUAAGAUGCAUGCAAUCAAUGGCUUUGUCUUUGGGAACCUUCCAGACCUGAGCAUGUGUUCACGGAAGCCUGUGGCCUGGCACUUGUUUGGUAUAGGCAAUGAAGUAGAUGUCCACACAGCUUUCUUCCAUGGACAGAUGCUGACCAUCCGGGGCCACCGCACCGAUGUGGCUCACAUCUUUCCAGCUACCUUUGUGACAGCUGAGAUGGUCCCUCAGGAGCCUGGUACCUGGUUAAUUAGCUGUCAAGUAAAUAGUCACUUGCAAGAUGGCAUGCAAGCACUCUAUAAGGUUAAAUCUUGCUCCACGGUCUCUCCGAAGAACCUACUCACAGGAAAGCUUCGACAGUACUUCAUUGAAGCCCAUGAGAUUCAAUGGGAUUAUGGUCCAAUGGGCCUUGAUGGAAGUACUGGGAAGAAUUUGAGAGAGCCAGGAAGUGACUCAAAUAAGUUCUUCCAGAAGACCUCCAGCCGAAUUGGGGGUACUUACUGGAAAGUUCGAUAUGAAGCCUUCCAAGAUGAAACAUUCCAGGAAAAGAUACAGCUUGAGGAAGAUAAGCAUCUUGGAAUUCUUGGACCAGUGAUCCGAGCUGAGGUGGGUGACACCAUUUUGGUGGUCUUCUACAACCGUGCCUCUCAGCCUUUCAGCAUACAGCCUCAUGGGGUCUUUUAUGAGAAAGACUAUGAGGGAACUGUGUACAAUGAUGGUUUAUCACAUGCUGGCUUGGUGGCCAAGCCCUUUGAGAAAGUAACAUACCGCUGGAAAGUCCCUCCCAAAGCUGGCCCCACUGUUCAGGAUCCCGCCUGUCUCACCUGGAUGUAUUUCUCAGCUGUGGAUCCUAUAAGAGAUACAAAUUCUGGUUUGGUUGGCCCCUUGCUGGUGUGCAAGGCUGGUACCCUGGGUAAAGAUGGAAAACAGAAGGGGGUGGAUAAAGAAUUCUUUCUCCUUUUCACUGUUCUGGAUGAGAAUAAGAGCUGGUACAGCAAUGCCAAUAAAAAAGCUGCCAUGUUGGAUUCCCGACUGCUUUCAAAGGAUGUCAAAGGGUUUCAAGACUCCAAUCGUAUGCAUGCAAUUAAUGGGUUUCUGUUCUCUAACCUGCCCAGGCUGGACAUAUGCAAGGGUGAAAUAGUGGCAUGGCACCUUCUUGGCCUAGGCACUGAGACUGAUUUGCAUGGGGUCAUGUUCCAGGGCAACACUGUGAAGAUUCAGGGCAUGAGGAAGAGUGGAAUCAUGCUUUUUCCUCACAGUUUUGUUAUGGCCACCAUGCAGCCUGAUAACCCUGGAAUAUUUGAGAUUUACUGUCAGGAAGGUGUCCAUAGAGAAGCAGGGAUGAGGGCAAUCUAUAAUGUCUCUCAGUGUCCUGGCCACCAAACCAUGUCUCAUCAACACUACCAAGCUUCAAGAAUCUAUUAUAUCAUGGCAGAAGAAGUGGAGUGGGACUACUGCCCUGACAGGAGCUGGGAACUGGAAUGGCACAACAAAUCUGAAAAGAGUAGUUAUGGUCACAUCUUCCUGAGUAACAUGGAUGGACUCCUGGGUUCCAAAUAUAAAAAAGCUGUAUUCAGGGAAUAUACUGAUGGUACAUUCAGGAUUCUUCAACCAAGAACUGAAUCAGAGGAGCACUUGGGAAUAUUAGGUCCACUUCUCAGAGGAGAGGUUGGUGAUAUUGUAACUGUGGUGUUUAAGAACAAUGCCAGCCGUCCUUAUUCUGUCCAUGCUAGUGGAGUGCUAGAAUCUAGCAUUGGAUGGCCACAGGCUGCUGAACCUGGUGAGGUGGUCACUUACAAAUGGAACAUUCCAGAGAGAUCUGGCCCUGGGCCAAAUGAUUCUUCUUGUGUUUCCUGGAUCUAUCAUUCUGCAGUGGAUCCCAUCAAGGAUAUAUACAGUGGACUAGUGGGACCUUUGAUAAUUUGCCAAAAGGGCAUCUUGAAGCCCCAUAGAGGACGAAAUGACAUGGACCGUGAAUUUGCUUUGUUAUUCUUGAUCUUUGAUGAGAACCAGUCUUGGUAUUUGGAAGAGAAUUUGGCAAUCCAUGGAUCUCAGAAGCUUAGCCAUAUCAACCUACAGGAUGAAACUUUCUUGGAGAGCAAUAAAAUGCACGCCAUUAAUGGAAAACUCUAUGCCAACCUUAGAGGCCUUACUAUGUAUCAGGGAGAACGAGUGGCCUGGUACAUGAUGGGCUUGGGACAAGAUAUUGACAUACACACUGUACACUUCCAUGCAGAGAGCUUCCUCUAUCAGAAUGGAGAGAGAUACCGAGCAGAUGUGGUGGACCUGUUCCCAGGGACCUUUGAGGUUUUGGAGAUGGUGGCCAGCAACCCUGGAACGUGGUUGAUGCAUUGCCAUGUUACUGACCAUGUACAUGCUGGCAUGGAAACCCUUUUUACUGUCUUAUCCCAAGGAGACCACUUAAGCACUAUCUCCACCAUCAUAAAGGAGACUGGAAAAGCAGAGUUGACCGAAGAUUUUGGAGAAGGCAGUGUGAAUAUGCUGGGCAUGUGGAUCCCUCUAAAGAGUAUUGAGAUACUAGCUUCUUUUUUAAUUAUUAUAAGUAUCAUUCUCCUUUUCACUUCUCUGGCUCUUAGUGCCUUGGUCUGUUACCAACAUCGGCAGAGAAAGCUACGGCGCAACAGGAGGUCCAUUCUGGAUGACAGCUUCAAACUUCUAUCCCUCAAGCAGUAACAACUGGAUCUUUGAACAAUAUUUACUGAGUAUGCACCAAAUAGGCCUUGAACUAGUU